This is a messenger RNA of Nerophis lumbriciformis (worm pipefish), 1749 nucleotides long. The record is from RefSeq and is a predicted model, not a curated record. NCBI's taxonomy places the organism in Eukaryota, Metazoa, Chordata, Actinopteri, Syngnathiformes, Syngnathidae.
AUGAGCGUGUCGCUGGUUGUUAUCCGCUUAGAAAUCGCCGACCAGUCUCCAGCCCCGCAAGGCUUCCGCUACUCUGCCGCGGGCGGCAUGUCGGAGGAGCAGCUGGGGGAUAAGUCGUUGGCGCUGGCCCGGCUGGCCCUGAGCGGCAAGACGGCGCAGGAGAGGAGCGCCGUCUUGCACCAACACAUGGGCAGCAGGUCCAUGGGGGACAUGGUCAUUGAGACCUUCGAACCCAGCCCAGAUAAAGGCGGCGGCCAAGACCCGGGAGGUUGCGGCGGUGAGGACGCAUCGGCGAGCGCGGCGCCCGACUCGCCUUCGGAGCAGCUGCCCCAGCAAAUCUCUUUCUUCAGCGGGAAUCCGUCGGUGGAGGUCGUGCACGGGAUCAUGCAUAUCUACAAGACCAACAAGAUGACGUCCCUGUCGGAGGACGCGUGUCGUAGCGCACUGGUGUGCAUCCUGACUGUCCCGGCCACCAUGACAAGUCACGACCUGAUGAAGCUGAUGGCGCCCUUCAACGAAGUCAUGGAACACAUGAAGAUUAUCCGGGACUCCACCCCCAACCAGUAUAUGGUGCUCAUCAAGUUCAGCACGCAGGCGGACGCGGACAGUUUCUACGCCACAUGCAACGGCCGCCGGUUCAACUCCAUCGAGGAGGCCGUUUGUCAGCUGGUCUACGUGGAACGCGCUGAGGUCAUCAAGUCCGAAGAGGGUGCUAGUUUGCCAGUGAUGGAGCUGACGGAGCUUCCCAAGUGCACCGUGUGUCUGGAGCGCAUGGACGAGUCGGUCAACGGGAUCCUCACCACGUUGUGCAACCACAGCUUCCACAGUCAGUGUCUCCAACGAUGGGAGGACGCGUCGUGUCCGGUGUGUCGCUACUGUCAAACUCCAGAACCGGUGGAGGAGAAUAAAUGCUUCGAGUGUGGCGUGCAGGAGAACCUGUGGAUUUGCCUGAUCUGCGGCCACAUCGGCUGCGGUCGCUACGUCAGCCGUCACGCCUACAAGCACUUUGAGGAGACGCAGCACACCUACGCCAUGCAGCUCACCAACCACCGUGUCUGGGACUACGCCGGAGACAAUUACGUGCACCGUCUGGUGGCGAGCAAGACCGACGGCAAGAUGGUCCAGUACGAGUGCGAGGGGGACACCUGCCAGGCGGAAAAGAUUGACGCCCUGCAGUUGGAGUACUCGUACCUACUGACCAGUCAGCUGGAGUCCCAGCGAGUCUACUGGGAGAACAAAAUUGUACAUUUGGAGAAGGAGACGGCGGAGGAGAUCAACAACAUGAAGGCUAAAUUUAAGGAAACUCUGGAACGCUGCGACAACCUGGAACGCCGGCUGGGAGAAAUCGGCAAAGACAAGCAAAGCGUGGAAAAGAAAUGCACGCAGCUGAGCGGCCGCGUGGGAAAACUUAGCCAGGAGCUGAAGGAGGAGCGGGAGAUGAACAAAUGCCUGCGAGCCAAUCAGGCGCAGCUCCAGAACCGACUCGCCGACGAGCAGCGACGAGCUAAAGAGAACAACGACGCCAAAGAGCGAGCUGUGUCCGAGCUGCGAGAUCAGCUGCGCGACGUCAUGUUCUAUCUGGAGACGCAGCAGCACAUCCAGCACCUUCCCGACGAGGCUCGCUGCGAAAUCCAGGAAGGACAAAUCAACGUGGCGGCAGGGCCCGCGGCAUACGAUGACGACGACAGCCCCGUGGACGCCGCCGCCGCCGCCAGAGGAAGGCGGGGCCGUGGCAGGAAGAGGAAGUAG